Hibiscus syriacus is the source of this 871-nucleotide messenger RNA. RefSeq names its product MYB-like transcription factor EOBI. Bases 1 to 852 code for a protein of 283 amino acids. The record is from RefSeq and is a predicted model, not a curated record. Lineage: Eukaryota; Viridiplantae; Streptophyta; Magnoliopsida; Malvales; Malvaceae. The transcript has 3 exons.
AUGAGUUCCAAAUCAUCCGCGAAGCCCAGAAUUAAGCACAGGAAGGGGUUAUGGUCACCUGAAGAAGACCUUAAGCUCAGGACCUAUGUCCUUAAACAUGGCCAUGGUUGCUGGACCACCGUUGCCAUCAAUGCAGGUUUACAAAGGAAUGGGAAAAGUUGCAGAUUAAGGUGGAUUAAUUACCUGAGACCUGGUUUGAAGAGAGGCAUGUUUUCGGCACAAGAGGAGCAGACAAUCUUAUCCCUUCACCAUUUGUUAGGCAACAAAUGGUCCCAAAUUGCACAAAGUUUGCCCGGAAGAACUGAUAAUGAGAUCAAGAACUAUUGGCAUUCAUAUCUGAAGAAAAGAGUUGCCAACGCUGAAGAAUCGGAAGCUCAGACCAGGAGCAUUCAAUACUCCACUACAUCAAGCUCGGAAAAUGCAGAUUCCACUUUGUCUCCUACGGACCUGCAAAUGCCGAGCUUUGAAUCCUUCCGGCAUGUCGAAAAACCGUUAAUAAAUAUCAAUCAAGCUGACACAAUGCAUUUUAACUUCUCUAAAGAGCCUCACAGAAACCCGAUUCCGAUAUUCGCAGAGUGGCUGUCGGUGGAUCAAGAAGGCGCAAGCUUUACGAAUUUGGGUGCCUCAGAUGGAUUUAGUCACGGUUCAAGUUCAAACUUCCAGGACCCCUUCGUAAAUGCAUAUCUAGGAUCAGUGGGUGAUGAUUUUCACGAUGGACUGAACAAUGCAUCAAUGAAUGAAAUGUUUAGCUCACAAUUCAAGUUCGAAACUGGAAACGAAUUCGUCGGCUUUGUAUCUGGGAAUGACAUAAACAGUGAUUUCACUAUGAACAAUGAUGUAUCGUACAUUUAAGGGCAUCUUUCCAACAGAU